AUGAUUCUUCUAGAACAAGUGUCAUUAGACUCAAAAAAUAAUUUUUAUAGAACUUUCAUUGAUAUUAUCGCAUCCAUAAAUAAAUAUGAAGAAUACAAAAACUCUAGGACCUCUACAGUGACAUUUAAAUCAGAAAAUCCAACACAUUCAAAUGAAAUUAGUCCGUCGAAUUCUUUAAAUGAAUACGAUCCAAUAAAUGGUGAUAAAAAGCAGGACGACUCCAUCACACUCAGCAUUAGCGAGAACAAUAUAACCUUGAUUUGUUCGGACGAUGUAUACGAUAUGCUUAACGUUCUGUUUAAUGACUCCAUUUUGGAGUUGGGAUUCCUCAGUUUCAACCGGAUCGAAGAUGGUAUCGCAAGACAAUCAAAAGGAAUAGCAGAAGAUUAUAACGUAAGUAAAGUGAAUGAAGUUUUCGUAAUCCGUCCAACAUUUAGAGACUCUCAGAGAUUGGCAACACUUCUUCAAACGAGACACACGAAUGUGAUAAGAGUUGUAUGCCUGCCUGAGAUUUGUGAAUUGUACCCGGAGGUUUUGUCAAACCUCUUGGGCAAAAACUAUACAGUUUGUAAAUAUGGGUCAAACACGCCUUACACAAAUAACUUGGUAGAAUUAUUUGAAUGUCCUAUACACAUGGUCCCUGUAGAUGGCAUUUUAUCGAUGUUCAUGCCAAAUUCUUUCAGCGACUUUUAUCUAAACGGAGACCCAACGACAGCGUGGUUCUUUGCAAAGGCACUGGAUUAUUUACAGAGAAGACACCUAGGAGGAUCAAUACUGAAUGUAACAGGAGUAGGAACAUUGUCGAAGUACGUUAUUGAGCUCAUGCUGAAGAACCGGAGGGAUUUAGCAGCAAACAUGAUAGUUGAAGGUAUGGAUAAAAUACAGAACGAAAAGUGUUUCAUUCCAAUCAAACUAUUGCAAUAUUACCAUGAUAAUAUGUUAACUGAUGUUAGUAAUUUCAACAUUUACGAGUCCAAAAAGGUUAAUAAACUUAACGAUUUGGAUUCUAGGAUCCUACUGACCAACUCAGCAAGUUUCAAAUCAUCAAUAAUAAUUGACAGGAAAGUGGACUUGAUAACACCAAUGUGCACGAAUUUCACAUAUGAAGGGCUACUGGACUCAGUUUUUGGCCUGAAAUGUAACACCGUGAAUGUGGACUCUCAAGCUCUCGACGGAAAGCUGGUAAGUUCAUUGGACUUGGUGGUUGAUUUUCAAAAAAGUAAACAGAAGAAUAAUUUUAAUAAAAAACCAGUUUCAUUAAAGUCAAAAUUGUACGAAGAGAUAAGGUGGCUGGAUUUCUCCAAAGUUGGAUCAUACCUACAUGAAAAAGCACUAAGGGUAAAGAAAGGCUAUGAAGGGGGAGGGAUGCAAACGAUUGGAGAAAUGGGAGAAUUUGUAAAAAAGUUCAAGUCGCUCCAACAAGAACAUGUUACACUUUCAACACAUGUUAACAUCAUGGGUUACUUGAACUCUUUCGUAAAGUCUGAACGAUUUCAUCUUGUUCAAAACAUUGAAGAUUGUAUUCUACAAGGGAGCACUGACGGGAACAAAGAUGAUUCAAAAUUGGCCAACAUUUCAAAAUUAUGGACGAAGAAGUCAGGUGAUCCAUUUAUAGCUCAAAUUUUGGAACUUAUUUUCUGGAACAUACAAGUAUUCACGAUAUUUAGGCUACUCAUUCUAUUAAGUCAAACCAUGGAUGGUCUUAAGCAGUCGGAUUUCGACACAAUCAAGAAGGCCAUAAUUUAUCAAUAUGGCUUUCAGUACCUUAAAACAAUCCAGAACUUUAUCAAGUCAGGCCUCAUUAAAAUUAACAAUGUUGUUGACAGUUCUAGGUGGCAGAAGAUAUACGGGAAGUUCAACCUCUUGGUGGAUUCUGAAUUGUCAAAGUCCGAUUGUUCUGGUAUCUUUGGAGGCUAUGCCCCUCUAAGCAUAAGAAUCGUGCAGUUGCUUAGCGUUUCAAACGACUCUGCUCCCCUAAGUUCUGAGUUUGGGCUUCUAAAUUGUCAAAUAGUUUCAACUAAACAAAAACCUGUAACAUCUAAUUCUCAUUCCAACUUAAACCGCCUCUCAAAAGAUAGUAGAAAAUCGUCUCUCAACGACAGCCUAUCCAGUGAGUACAUUGAUGACCCUACUGAACACUGCUUAAUCUGUUAUAUUGGUGGGAUAACAAUUGGCGAAGUAGCCUCAGUUUCUCUAAUAAAUUCGUUCAACAAGUCAAAAUUCGUUGUCCUUACGACUGACAUCGUCAACUCAAUUAAACUAACUAACAUGUAA
Theileria annulata is the source of this 2274-nucleotide messenger RNA. RefSeq names its product vacuolar protein sorting/secretion protein, putative. The coding region runs from base 1 to 2274 and encodes 757 amino acids. The record is from RefSeq and is a predicted model, not a curated record. NCBI's taxonomy places the organism in Eukaryota, Apicomplexa, Aconoidasida, Piroplasmida, Theileriidae. Gene Ontology annotation, biological process: intracellular protein transport; vesicle-mediated transport. Gene Ontology annotation, cellular component: CORVET complex; vacuole. The transcript has a single exon.